Molecule: messenger RNA, 231 nt
Organism: Iphiclides podalirius (scarce swallowtail)
Lineage: Eukaryota; Metazoa; Arthropoda; Insecta; Lepidoptera; Papilionidae
Source: the annotation of a GenBank genome assembly
AUGCCCCGCUCGUCCCCCGUGCGGGGCAUCUGCGUUUCGCGCCAAAACGGCGCGUGGCAAGAUGGCGGUGCGCGGGAAAAAUUCGCCACGCCGACGGGUAGGGACGCGCCAACGGGCGCCGCGGCCAAGCGGGGCUUCCCCGCGCCAUCGCCAACGUCCGUAAAUCGGAUGAUCCGCCGCAGCGAAGGAUCCGUCAACGCGGGCCGGUCGGCCGCCAAAAAUCUCCCAGGG